Geodia barretti is the source of this 1278-nucleotide messenger RNA. Lineage: Eukaryota; Metazoa; Porifera; Demospongiae; Tetractinellida; Geodiidae. The record is from the annotation of a GenBank genome assembly.
AUGAUAUUGCUUGCGGGUGUGGGUAUUCCCGGGGUGAUAAUCCGAUUUGGAGGCAUACACCUCGAUCCCGCGCUGGAAUCGCUCAUAUUCGGAGUUGGGAUCAUCGGCGCAGCGUUCCUGCUGUCAUGGGCGGCUGAAGUUGCGCAGUUGGAUGUGUCGGCGUCUUUCGCGAUUGCCGUGCUAGCGCUCAUUGCUGUGAUGCCGGAGUACAUGGUGGAGGCAGUGCUUGCGUGGGACGCGGGCGAGUCUUACAGGCAGUUGGCAGUAGCCCAGGGUGAAGUGACGAAGGAAAUGUCGCUUGCCGCCGCGAAUGUUACAGGCGCAAACCGUCUGCUCAUUGGGGUCGGCUGGUCGGCCGUGAUCAUCAUCUUCUGGCUGAAGCGGCGCAGCGGAUUCGACAUGCGCGGCUUGCUGAAACUGGAACUGCCUAUGCUGGUGGUUGCCACACUGCUGACGAUACUCGUCGCGUUCUCCAAGGCGAUACCGAUAUGGCUUGCCGUGGUCUUCAUUGGCGCGUACAUCUUCUACCUGUGGCGGAGUUCAACACAGGAAUCGGAGGAGCCGGACCUGCUGGGCGCUGCGGCGAUGAUAGCGAGCUUCCGUCCAUUGUACCGGCGCCUUUGGGUGCUGGGACUGUUUAUAUUCAGCGCGGGGAUUAUCCUGAUAGCGGCGGAGCCGUUCGUACACGGGCUGAGGGCAACGGGCGAGGAACUGGGCAUCAGCGAGUUUCUGCUGAUACAGUGGCUUGCGCCGCUGGCGUCGGAGUCGCCGGAGAUAAUCGUGGCGGUGCUCUUUGCCCUGCGAGCGAAUCCGAACGACGGAUUGACAACUCUCAUCUCGUCGCAGGUGAACCAGCUUACAUUGCUGGUGGGCAGCAUAGUGGUGGUGUUCAGCAUUUCGUCAGGACAGAUUCUGAGCUUCCCGCUCGACUAUUUUGAGGGCGGGUUCGUUGAGAGGCUGACAAGUCCAUUCGGACUGCAGUCGAGCGAGUUCCUGCUGACGGCGGCGGCUUCCACAUUUGCGAUUCUGCUAAUCUCAACGCGCAUCAUUAAGUUAUGGCACGGGAUUGCGCUGCUAGGGAUAUUCGUGGCGUAUAUGACGACGCUGCUGGCGUUCCCGGGCUUAUUCGGCGGCGGUGACGGUGUUGAGAAUGUGCCGCUGCGGAUGUGGUCUUCUAUCAUAAUCUUCGGUCUGUCCGUGGUGCUGGUGGCGAUGAACUGGCGGCGGGUGGUGUAUGUGUUCAGGGGUGUGCCGCAUCCUGAUGGAGUUGAGGACUGA